Molecule: messenger RNA, 1250 nt
Organism: Amaranthus tricolor (Joseph's coat)
Lineage: Eukaryota; Viridiplantae; Streptophyta; Magnoliopsida; Caryophyllales; Amaranthaceae
Product: dirigent protein 17-like
Exons: 2
Coding region: 398-949 (183 amino acids)
Source: RefSeq, a predicted model, not a curated record
AAAAAAAAAGGUAAUGCUAGAUCAAACACCAAUGUUUUACAAUUUUUGUUUGAAAGAUUGCGUCAAAGAAUUCCACACGUCUGUCUCCAUAUUUCUUUGUCUCGUCCCCUCUCGCGAACGCUUGCCGGAGACUCUUAGGAUUGCGUGCGCACCGGUUAUUGUGCAAUGACUGUCGCUUCUCAAUCUUCUCACUACAAUCACAUGUCGAUUGUGAACGGCCAACUGUUGUGAGUUGUGAUUCGCUAUAAUUCAAAGUCCCCCCUGCUUCAUUCAUUUUAUCACACUGAAGCAGCAGUAAAGAAAGCUAACACCCCUCUAAAAAUCACUGGGUAGCUCAAUUAUCUGAAAUGGUAAUUACUUUUUGUAGUUCUGUUUGAAGUCGGAACUAAAUAUAGAAAUGGAAGGAAUACGUGAAAGCAAAUUGGAGGCUAUCUCACCUGCUAUUUAUGACUUGCCUGGAGAACCAGCUGUGGUGAUUGAUGGUGUCCCUGAAGUUCCUCUAAACGAUGGGAUUAUUAACGAAAGCGCCUCUCUAGCUGUUCCAGUACCUAGGAAUGAGAAAACGGGCAAUUCAGGUUCUGAUAUGGGAAAGUCUAGGAAUACAGGCUUUGGCGAAUGGCUGGAAGGAAGAGAAGUGCGAAAGUUGUUUGAUGAUGCAUAUUAUUCCGGCAUAGUAAUUGGAUUCGACAAAGAAACAGGCUGGUAUAGAGUUGUCUAUGAGGAUGGUGAUUUUGAGGAUCUUGAGUGGCAUGAGCUGCAGGAUGUGCUUCAACCAUUGGACAUAACAAUGCCUCUAAAAUCAUUAGUGUUGAAGAUCAUCCGUAAGAGCCAGAGAUCAGAACCCGGUAUUGUUACAAAUGAUAAUUCCAAAAGAACAAGUGCUGGGAAAACCCGGGGUCCUAGAGUUAUGUCAAGGGCCAGCGCAACAAAUAUUGUUGGUGUAGAAUAAUGGUUGUGUUUCAGGAUUUCAGGCAAAUAGCACUGUCUUAAGAUAUAGAGGCCUGUUUUUUUGUGGCAGUGAAACAAGGGCCGAGGGUAAGCAUAUGACCUACCACCGAUGAUCUGUUGAUGUAUAGCAUAAAUCGAUGAUUGUUAUGGUGUUUCUAUAUUCGGCACUUGUAUGGUCUGUAGGAUUGUAAGGGUUAAAAGGUCCCAGGUGUGUAAAUUAUACUUUUGAUUUAAGACCCAAAUUUUGAAUUUGGCUGUGUAGUGAUGUAAUUGCUUUGUUCAAAUAAUUGGUUUUGGAUCGA